This is a messenger RNA of Pecten maximus, 2279 nucleotides long. RefSeq lists its product as uncharacterized. Gene Ontology annotation, biological process: urea transmembrane transport. The record is from RefSeq and is a predicted model, not a curated record. Gene Ontology annotation, cellular component: plasma membrane. Lineage: Eukaryota; Metazoa; Mollusca; Bivalvia; Pectinida; Pectinidae. Gene Ontology annotation, molecular function: urea transmembrane transporter activity.
AUGGCUUGGUGGGGUCUGGCCUGUCUAUUUGGAGUAACAUGUCUGAUGGAAGGAGUGAUGGCGUCGGUCAACACUUCAGAGUGCCCCAUCAUUCUGGACAUUCCAAAUGGAACCGUACAACCUGUACCGGUUCUGGACAAAAACGAGUCGGCCUUACUGAUCCUCCUAGGAUUUGGCGGGUUCUCCAUCAUCCUCGCUCUGAUACACAACGCCAUCAGGAAACAUAUCUUCCAUGAUGAGCACAACCUGGACACGACGUUUGACGCCGGAGGUGACAUCACUCUCAGUCUGACGGCUGUGACUGUAGCGUCACAGAUGUUCUGGCCUGCCGACAUUCUUCAGAGUGCGACGCUAGCGACUAAGCUUGGCAUUUCCGGGGCAUUUUGGUAUGGAGUCGGAGUCAUCAUCAACAUCUUCAUAUUCCCAGUAUUUUCGGUCCAUUUCAAGACACGAGCACCCGGAGCUAAAACCUACUUACAGAUCAUUCACGCCAGAUUCGGAAAGCAGGCACACAUAGUGUUUUGCUGCUUUGCACUUGUUACGAAUUUGGUUAUAAUGACGGCCGUAUUGCUAGCUGGAAAAACCACCAUCCAAUCCCUGACCGAACAUGUUUCGGAGGAGUACACCCUUCUCGUCAUGGCAACCUUAUUUGGAUCCUACUCUCUGAUUGGUGGAAUCGGAACAACGUUUUACGUGUCCUAUUUCAAUGCUUGUCUCGCCUUUGUGGUCCUAACUGUUUUCUUUACAGAAGUUCUUUACACAAAUACCAGCGGAUUCCCCAAUUUGGGUGAUAUCUCUAAAAUGUACAAUAUUGUCUCGUGUGUCGAGGGACCAAGUGGCACCAAUUUCAUGACCUUCCGAUCUGAGAGUGGCAUAGUGUACGGAAUUGUCGGAUUUUUUGUUGCGUCCUCUGUGGUUUAUUGUGACCAAGCAGCCUGGCAGAGUAGAAUCGCCGCCAAACCAAUGCAGGGUGUGUGGGGCUUUAUCUUGGCCGGUCUCAUGUGGAUAGCCAUUCCCUCUACCCUAGGCAACACGACAGGGAUGGCAUACCUAACUUUCAGUGCUGAAAAUAAAACACAUCUCCUCUCUCCAAGUCAAAUCGACGAAGGACUGGUGUCCCCAUUAGUGGCUGAGAAAGUUCUAGGACCAGCCGGAGGAAUAAUGAUCCUUUGUAUGGUAUUCAUGGCCGUGAUGUCGACCGGGUCUGGGGAGGUGAUGGCCAUCUCAUCUAUCAUUGUUUAUGACUUUUACCAGACCUACGUCCGACCAUUCCGGGAAAACUUACAAUCGGCACAUUGUGUGCUCUGUGGUAAGACGUCAAUGUCAGUCCGCGAACGUAAUCCUAAAGAUACUGAUCUUUGUCAAUGCCCCACCGUCACUGAUUGUCAGCAAUGCUCUGAUGAUAUUCUGUCCGCCAAAUCAUCAUCAUCCAGUGGCAGAUCUGCACACAAGUGUCCAGUCCACGGGGCGUAUAGGAGAUACCAAGACUACCUCAUCGACUUCAAGAGCUGGUGCAUUGUGUGGGUGGCGAUCUGUAUCAUACCUUUCGGACUUAUCAUAUUUUCUAGCGGUAUAGACCUCAACUGGACAUUCUUUGUCGGCUCCAUCGUCACUAUCCCCGCCUUUCCUGCUGUCGUCUUGGCCAUCAUGUGGGUCAAGCAAACACCGGAAGGAACGAUUGCAGGUGGUAUAGCAGGUUUGUUGGCCGGUAUAUCAGCUACACUGAUAACAGCAUCCACGUACGACGGAGGUCUCAGCAACUUCGUCAUCAACACGUCACAAGAGUACUCUAUUCUGGCGGGUAGUUGUUCCAGUUUCGGCUUCAGCCUGAUUACAUGUGUGAUAGUGUCCAAAUGUACUCACAAAAUCAAAACGAAGGCCGAUGCUGAUGCAGAGUGGCAGAAAAUGUAUGAUAUCGAUAAUCCACUUAGUCCAUGGGAACAGAAUUAUCGGGAGGAACUAAAACAGCACGUGUACGACAAGAAACCAUCAUUUGAUCAAAUGGCCGCCACCUUCCGGCGGGCCAAAAUAAUUGCUUACGUCAGUGGAGGCGGCAGCAUUAUCCUGUUCACUUUUAUCAUACCCGCCAUCAUGGCGAGUUUCCCCGUACUUAACGAGACUGAGUUCAAGGUCUGGAUCGGGUUGACGCAGGCAUGGACAGUCUUUAUGGGGAUCGUCGCGAUAGUGGCGCCACCUGUCGAGGAAAUCUUAAAGAUCCGAAAACAACGUCGAGCAAAUGAAGUACGUGAUGCAAGCAAGCUCAUGGUGUGUGAUUAAUG